This is a messenger RNA of Ilyonectria robusta, 1807 nucleotides long. Its product is annotated as transmembrane amino acid transporter protein-domain-containing protein. The coding region runs from base 113 to 1654 and encodes 513 amino acids. Gene Ontology annotation, cellular component: vacuolar membrane. The record is from RefSeq and is a predicted model, not a curated record. The transcript has 4 exons. Gene Ontology annotation, molecular function: amino acid transmembrane transporter activity. Gene Ontology annotation, biological process: amino acid transmembrane transport. NCBI's taxonomy places the organism in Eukaryota, Fungi, Ascomycota, Sordariomycetes, Hypocreales, Nectriaceae.
CUCUUCAAUUACGAUAGCCUGGACAGGGUUUGGCUUUGAAGUCUGGCGAUACCAAUUGGCAUAGUUACCUUCGAACACCUCCCCCACUCAUUGCUGGGAGAACGACGCCAUCAUGUCCGAAAAGUCAGUCUUCAAGUCUGCGCCUGCGAGCCCUGACCCGGAGCACGCUGAGCCUGCGGUUCCCUACUCCCGCUGGGCCGCCAUCUUCGGCGGGAGCGGUGUCAGCAUUGGUCCCCGCAUCGCAGGCCUGCCCGACUUCGUCAAGAACGACGUCUCCGACAGCGAGGAUACGAGCUCGGCUAUUGUCAACAAACAAAUAGCGGCCGAGGAUGGCUCAGAGAUCCAAUACCGAACCUGCUCGUGGCAGAAGACCGCCGGCUUGCUCUUCAGCGAGUACAUUUGCCUAGCCAUCAUGAGCUUCCCCUGGUCGUACAGUGUGCUCGGACUGGUUCCCGGCCUGAUUCUGACAGUCGUCGUUGCCGCUACCGUCCUAUACACCAGCCUCGUGCUGUGGAAGUUCUGCCUUCGGCACCCCGAGGUGCGCGACGUGUGCGAUCUUGGCCAGAUGCUCUUCUGGGGUAAAGAAUGGGCCUGGUGGGGAACAGCUGUGAUGUUCAUUUUGAACAACACUUUCAUUCAGGCUCUUCAUGUGCUUGUUGGUGCCAAGUACCUCAACACCAUGACGGAGGCCGACGACGUUGGUCAUUGCCGCACAGUGAUGUUCUCUGUCGUUGUUACCAUCAUUUGCUGCAUAGGCUCGCUGCCCCGAACCUUUGACAUGAUGUCCAAGCUCGGCACGGCCUCAGCCAUAUUCACCUUCAUCUCCGUCCUUCUCGCCGCCGUCUUCGCGGGCGUUCAGGGCAAGCCGUCCCUGUAUGACCCCAGCACAUUGGGCGAGCCUAUCGUCACAGCCUUCCCAGUCAAAGGGACGACCUUUGUCAAUGGCAUGUCUGCAUUUCUCAACAUCAGUUACACUUUCAUCGGCCAGAUUACACUGCCUAGCUUCAUUGCCGAGAUGCGAGACCCUCGGGACUUCCCUAAGUCACUCUGGGCCUGCACUAUUGCCGAGAUUUUCGUCUUCAGUAUCGUCGGCGCUGUUGUGUACGCCUACUCCGGCAAUCAGUACGUGACUGCGCCAGCAUUUGGCUCGCUCGACCUGGUUUAUAAGAAGGCGGCGUUCUCGUUCAUGAUUCCGACCAUCAUUUUCUUGGGUUGUUUGUAUGCAUCGGUGACUGCGCGCUUCGUUUUCUUCCGCGUAUUCCGAAACACGAAGCAUGUCAACAGCCACACCGUGGUGGGUUGGGGUUCUUGGGCUGGGAUCUUGGUGACGACUUGGGUUUUCGCCUUUAUCAUCGCUCAAGUAAUCCCAUUCUUCAAUUCUUUACUAUCCGUCAUGUCGUCGCUAUUUGACUCCUGGUUCGGCUUCAUCUUCUGGGGUGUCGCCUUCUUCCGAAUGCGCACUGCGGACAAGCAGGUGGGACGAAAGCACAGCACCGUGACGGACUGGGCUGGUAUCGUGGUCAAUGUGUUUUUAAUCCUGGUAGGCAUCAUGUUUCUGACGGUGGGAACAUACGCCAGUGUCCAGGGAAUCAUCGACCAAUUCGAAGCCGGGACGGUGGGAGGUGUGUUCUCGUGCGCUAGCAAUGGUAUUUAAAUGUCGAGGAUAGAUGGUUCGUUGCAUGGACACAUAAUGUGACGUCAAGGAGACUGGAAUAAUUAGUUUCCAUCAGGACCGCAAGAAUAUGGACAUGUUCAAGAUACCCCUAGAUUGUCAGGUUUUCAAUUCGUUUUGGAUGGCAAAAUAGUC